AUGGCGGAAGUGGAGGACGCAUUGCUCGAACUCCUGAGCGAAGAUGAUCUCGUCGAAAUUCCCUCGUCGCCCCCCCAUCUAUCCUUUGAUCCACUCCAAAGUUUGCCGAUUCCCAUGCAGCAGAUUCCAGCUCAACCCUUGAUGCUGCGCCCCAGUCGAAGGAGUGACCGCCGUCCAUCGCCUCCCGUCCCGAUGCCCCAACGACAGUCACAGCCGCAGCAAAGGCAGAGCACCGCAUUCAUUGAUCUCACCGAAGAACCAGAUUCGCCCGCCGAAAUACGGCAGUCGCAACCACAGAGUCAAAUAGGGAGGAACCCGAGGCGGACAAACUCACAACGGAUAACGCCGCCUUCUUUGUCGAGAAGUGACAGUAAUUUCAUAGGGCCCGGGGCUAGUGUGAUCGACCUGACGGCAGAUUCACCAGAAGAUGAAGGCGGUCCUGAGCCGAGAGUGACUAGAAGCCAGCGGCACCACCAUCAUCACCAUCACCACCACCUCCUCCACCACCACCAUCGAAGAGCAACGUUUGCACAGGAUCAGUUGAUUGAACUGGAGUUCAUAAAUGCCAACAGCGGUAGUAUUUAUUCCAACCUUUCAAAUAACGUGCGUCGAUUAGCGGGUAUUUUUGCUCGGGGUUUCACGGCAACCCCAAUCGAGUUUCCGCCAACCCUGACUCCCAGAGAUGCCAGUCCCAAACCACCAAUGGAGCCGACUCCGCCAACACGCCAUGGGUUUACGCGAGACACGUCGUUGACAGAUGAGAGGGUGGUGGUAUGCCCGGCGUGUGGUGACGAGCUCGCCUACGACCCGACAGGAGCAGCGCCGCAACAAGGUCCGGCUUCUACGAGCGGCAAGAAGAGAAAACGAGCGCCUGGAGAGCAUCACUUCUGGGCGCUCAAGAAAUGUGGACACGUUUACUGCGCGGAUUGUUUUGAGAAUCGGAAGCCCACCAAAGCCAACCCUCUGGGCGUCGGUUUCCGCGUACCCUUGGGUAAAGCACCCGGCACCCCGCCCAACGACAUCCGAUGCGCCGUGGAGAGUUGCGACUCAAAGGUCUCCCUUAAGACGGAAUGGGUGGGCAUCUAUCUGUGA
Molecule: messenger RNA, 1092 nt
Organism: Metarhizium album ARSEF 1941
Lineage: Eukaryota; Fungi; Ascomycota; Sordariomycetes; Hypocreales; Clavicipitaceae
Exons: 2
Coding region: 1-1092 (363 amino acids)
Cellular component (GO): SUMO-targeted ubiquitin ligase complex
Molecular function (GO): ubiquitin-protein transferase activity
Source: RefSeq, a predicted model, not a curated record